AUGCCUCCACUUAGUCACCAGCAGCUUGCCGCCGCCGUCCUCAUGUUCCAUCGGCCAUCAAGAGUAUCGCCCAUGCAUGACGCCCGCCGUUCGCAACCUGAGUCUCGUCGCUAUGGACUCCCUCGCUCACCAACACUCGACAUCGUAGAUAGGUUUCCCCUCGUGGCCGUUGUCCAACACGACCCCUCUCAGCACCCGAAUGACCCACUUGGAGUUUGCCCUUGA
Messenger RNA from Microbotryum saponariae, 225 nucleotides. The record is from the annotation of a GenBank genome assembly. NCBI's taxonomy places the organism in Eukaryota, Fungi, Basidiomycota, Microbotryomycetes, Microbotryales, Microbotryaceae.